AUGGUGCUGUGGGAGUCCCCGCGGCAGUGCAGCAGCUGGACACUUUGCGAGGGUUUCUGCUGGCUGCUGCUGCUGCCGGUGACGCUGCUUAUCAUAGCCCGCCCGGUGAAACUCGCUGCUUUCCCUACCUCCUUAAGUGACUGCCAAACGCCCACCGGCUGGAACUGCUCCGGUUACGAUGACAGAGAAAAUGAUCUCUUCUUGUGCGACACCAACACCUGUAAAUUUGACGGGGAAUGUUUAAGGAUUGGAGACACUGUGACCUGCGUCUGUCAGUUCAAGUGCAACAGUGACUAUGUGCCUGUGUGUGGCUCCAAUGGAGAGAGCUACCAGAAUGAGUGCUACCUGAGACAGGCUGCCUGCAAGCAGCAGAGCGAGAUACUUGUGGUCUCGGAAGGAUCCUGUGCCACAGAUGCGGGAUCGGGAUCUGGAGAUGGAGUCCAUGAAGGCUCUGGAGAAAGCAGUCAGAAGGAGACAUCCACCUGUGACAUUUGCCAGUUCGGUGCGGAGUGUGAUGAAGACGCUGAGGACGUCUGGUGUGUGUGCAACAUCGACUGUUCUCAAACCAACUUCAACCCCCUCUGUGCUUCUGACGGGAAGUCUUAUGAUAACGCAUGUCAAAUCAAAGAAGCGUCAUGUCAGAAGCAGGAGAAAAUUGAAGUCAUGUCUCUGGGUCGAUGUCAAGAUAACACAACUACAACCACUAAAUCUGAAGAUGGGCAUUAUGCAAGAACAGAUUAUGCAGAGAACGCUAACAAAUUAGAAGAAAGUGCCAGAGAACACCACAUACCUUGCCCAGAACAUUACAAUGGUUUCUGCAUGCACGGGAAGUGUGAACAUUCCAUCAACAUGCAGGAGCCAUCUUGCAGAUGUGAUGCUGGCUACACUGGUCAGCACUGUGAGAAAAAGGACUACAGCGUCCUCUACGUCGUGCCCGGCCCCGUCCGAUUUCAGUACGUCUUGAUUGCAGCGGUGAUCGGAACGGUUCAGAUCGCUGUCAUCUGCGUGGUGGUCCUCUGUAUCACAAGGAAAUGCCCCCGAAGCAACAGAAUUCACAGACAGAAGCAAAAUACAGGGCACUACAGUUCAGACAACACAACAAGAGCAUCCACAAGGUUAAUCUAG
Messenger RNA from Arvicola amphibius (Eurasian water vole), 1125 nucleotides. RefSeq names its product transmembrane protein with EGF like and two follistatin like domains 2 (gene Tmeff2). The transcript has 10 exons. Gene Ontology annotation, molecular function: protein binding. The record is from RefSeq and is a predicted model, not a curated record. NCBI's taxonomy places the organism in Eukaryota, Metazoa, Chordata, Mammalia, Rodentia, Cricetidae. The coding region runs from base 1 to 1125 and encodes 374 amino acids.